AGCUGGCAGACUCUGGGCUGGUCCUGACGGGCUGGCUGGGCUCCGGGCGGCUGUCUGUGCGCGUCAGACGGUCGUGGGGGAGACUUCCAUCAGCACUCAGCGUCUCCCCGAGUGCGGAGAGGAAAAAAAAAAAAAAAAAAAAAAGGCAGAAGAGACACGGGGACAGCUGCGCGAAAACAAAACAAACAGCCCUACCUCGGCAUCUGGAAAAGCACCGAAGAAGAUAGAGACGAUCCUCUCCCUCUACCCCACAUCCCGUAGCCAACCCGCCCUAUCUAUCCUACCCACCACUUCGUGCCCUCCCACCCCCCUUGGAGAAGCAAGACCACCCAUAGGAACCCCCCGACUUGACCAGCGUUGCCAUUAAGCGAUGCGCUUUGAAUUUAGGAAGAAAUCACCUAUGCGCUUUUGAUGCUCAACACAACCAGUGGUCUUCGUUUUUCCUCAGCGGGAACAGUUCAGGCUACGGAUCUGGGUGUUUGCACUUUCUUGACGGGUUUCCAGUGUCGGGAUAACAUGCAAAAUAUCACCCCACGACAACAGAUAAGGCUGUCAUCCUCUAGAUAAGCCUAUAUUUAAACAACCAGCUGUCACAUACGCUGCGUUUAAGCUUAUGUUUGAUUUUCAAUGCUUAGAAAUAAUCCUGACAAUGGUCUGCCAACGGACCGCCUCUCCAGACACCUAGUUUUAUUUUUCCAAGACGUGACAGCUGUUUAUUUCGUUUUUGACGAAGAAAAAGCGACAAACUGACGAACAGUGUCUUGACACCGACGCCGUUAGAGCCACAGGACUUUGCGUGCGAAGUUUGCACCGGAGAGACUGGGACCAAGCCGGAGAUAUCUCGACCAUAUCCACGGCAUUUUCGCUGCAAGGAGGGAGGUCUGCACAAAGGUCUGCGAUCAUGCUGUCCCUGGACGAGCCUCUGGACCUGAAGCUCCCCCGGAGGGCCAACGGGAAAGACAGAGGGGCGCGCUCUCCUCUCCUCUCACCGCUGCACCCCAAACGUGCUCGCCAGCUCCACAUGGCAGACGAUGGAACAGCAGUCAUAGAGCCUGCCUCACCAGCAUCUCCACACACAGGUGUGCAGGUGGUCCCUCAUGAUCGAACAGACACCCCCACUCCCCCUGCAGUGGACCUGAGCAUGUCUCCAUCCUCCCGCCACACUCCCAGUUCUCCAGAAAUGACCAAUGGAAACUACAUCCCCUCAAGUAAUUCUCAUAUCUCACAGGCCUUCCAGUUCUUUGUGCCAAUUGGACACGGGACAGGACUUCACCUGCCAUCGUCCAUGUUCAUUGGCCAGACAAGUGACAAGAGAGCUUCUCCUGACCUUUCAGCAGAUGAACAACUAGCCUGUCGUUGGAAGAAGUGCCAUCUGCUCUUUGACUCCCUGCAAGACCUGGUGGACCAUGUUAAUGAUUUCCAUGUCAAACCUGAGAAGGAUUCUGGGUACUGCUGCCACUGGGAGGGCUGUGCUCGCAAAGGCAGAGGGUUUAAUGCUAGGUACAAAAUGCUCAUUCACAUUCGCACUCACACUAAUGAGAAGCCCCAUCGCUGUCCCACCUGCAACAAGAGCUUCUCACGCCUGGAGAACCUCAAGAUACACAAUCGCUCACACACAGGUGAAAAGCCCUACAUUUGUCCGUAUGAGGGUUGCAACAAGCGCUACUCCAACUCCAGCGACCGCUUCAAACACACACGCACACACUACGUGGACAAGCCCUACUACUGCAAGAUGGUGGGCUGCUUGAAGCGCUACACAGACCCCAGCUCUCUCCGGAAGCACAUCAAAGCCCAUGGCCACUUUGUGACUCAGGAGCAGGGCUCCUCAGGUGGGGUGGGCUCCCUGCUGAAGGGAGGUCAGAGCGGGGGGCUUGCCAGUGGUGGUGGGAAAGAUUCAGAAUUGUCCUAUGUGAGUGGAGCCCACAUUAUAAUCCCAGGGGCAGCGGCUGCUCUCCUGGGAGGCCAUGCUCUGCAGGGCCUCGGUGGGAGCCUUCCCCUGUCCCCUCUCAGUUCUCGGCCCUUGGACCUCAGCACACUGGGUUGCGCCAAUUCCCCUCCUGGCAGCUUGGGAGGCACGUCCAUCCUCUCCUUCAGCGGCUCUCCACUGGGUCUGACAAAGUCCCAUCUGCUCUCCCCUGCGUUCCCCUCCUCGGCCCUGGGCCUGCCAAUGGUGCCAGUUCUGGGGGCCACGUCUGAACACGGGGCCCAGAGCCACCAGGCGAAGAAGGGAAAAGGAGAGGAGGUAGAGAAUGAGGUGACUGGGGGGGCCUUGAACCUCUCCACAGGAGGGUCUCAUGAUCCUUUGUCCUGGGUGGUCAUCCCUCCAGGCACUGUGGUGCUCAAGCCAGCUGUGGUCAACUGAUACACAUACACAUUUUACUAACACACAUUCCAGAAGAGCUCAGGGGUCGGGAUGGGAGGGUCAAUGCCAUAGUGAGGGUAUGGGCGGUCAAAGGUGAUAGGGAUUGGCUUGCACAAUCAAAUCCAGGCAAUGCAUUUGGGAAAGAGAAAAAAAUAGAUAAACUUAAUGAAUAAAAACAAAGAAAAAGGACAGAGAAUCAUAUCGAAUCGGCAAUCAUCAAAACAAUUCAGAACACCACACCUCACAAGAAAAAGUGUACAACAGAAGCCUGUUGCAUCGUUGGCAAAAACUAAACUUGGGGCCCAAAUGCUCUGUUCAGGAAACUUGUAUGGGUAUGUAUUUUUAAGGCUCCUCUUUUAUUUUUUACUCUGUUCAUUCCUGUUUGCCGUUUCUAUGGACAAGGACCAUGAACAUGACAGUCUUAGUGCUCUGUGUUCUUACAAAAGUCCUCAUUCAUUGACAAGUAUUUAUAAGACUGUACUUUGACAGUGUGCCUCCAGCUUAGCAGUGAGAUACACACACAUACACACACACACACACACACACACACACACACACACACACACACACACACACACACACACACCAUGUAUUUAGGCAAAUAGGAAGAUUCUCAGAUCAUUUUAAAGUUAUGACCUAUUUUUCACAGGGUGCUGUGAUUAAUAUGAUCCAGACAAGCUUGCCAAACCAAAGCAAGUGAACUCAAAUGUAUUUGUGCGGGAGGCUUUUUCAGCUCCGAGACAAGUCAAUUAAACACAGCAUAGCGUCAACUGGCUAUAGUAUUGAAACCUCAAAACUGCUGCUAACUAUUGACAAUCUGUCCCCAGCUUGGGGAGGGUGACCAACAUAGACCAGCCUAGUCCACCAGAAUGUGUACCAGGUAUGCAGACUAGGGGCUUUUAAGGCACAGAGCGAACUGAGGACAUAACACAGACAAAUGGUGUUACAUCACCUGGCAAUCACCAAUCUUUUUUUUUUUUCCAAGUGAGAUUUAAGGCACUGGUGUGCCUGACUCCCCCCUCUGGUAGGACAUAACACAACAUCCUGCUUGCCUUUUACAGAACUAGCACUGUUUUGCUCCUGGAUUGUCCAGCUGCUUUCCCGUAAUUGAAUCAACACGGCCAGUUUGUGUGUGAAAGGGCCACUGUGGCGAUAAACACUACUGUCUUGUAUUUUUUUUUUUAAUUUUUAAGUAACCUGACCCAAAACCAGCUGUGAAAAACAGGUGGUGGUCCAGACUUAAGUCCAACUCGGAGCGGUCAGGUGAAGUUUUGCCACCAAGUUCAACAAGUUUCUACGCUGUGCCAAAAGUACCUGGAAAACUGCAAGCAGGAUGUUCACAUUGUGCCACAG
Messenger RNA from Archocentrus centrarchus (flier cichlid), 3715 nucleotides. It is a transcript of the gene glis2b, whose product is annotated as GLIS family zinc finger 2b. The transcript is spliced from 7 exons. Lineage: Eukaryota; Metazoa; Chordata; Actinopteri; Cichliformes; Cichlidae. Gene Ontology annotation, molecular function: DNA-binding transcription factor activity, RNA polymerase II-specific; RNA polymerase II cis-regulatory region sequence-specific DNA binding. Gene Ontology annotation, cellular component: nucleus. The record is from RefSeq and is a predicted model, not a curated record. Gene Ontology annotation, biological process: regulation of transcription by RNA polymerase II. The coding region runs from base 902 to 2362 and encodes 486 amino acids.